UGUACCAUGGACAGUAUGGUGAGACUCCUAUCAACUAUCCUAAGUACAAUACACCAAUAAGCGAUGCUUUUCUAAAAGCCUGCAGUGAGUCUGGCUACAAACACGUGGACUAUAAUGGAAAGACUCAUUCAGGUUAUUCCCGGGUACAGUCCAACACUUUUGAUGGCAUGCGAAUGGGUGCGAGCACAUGCUUUCUUGACCAAGCCCGUCAAGAUCGUCUAAACCUCCACGUAUUGACAAAAAGCACUGUCAAAAAGAUCACGCUUGAAGGCAAAAAAGUGACUGGCGUUGUAUACACGCAAAACGGCAUCACCAAAUCCAUGAAAUGCAAGCGCGAGGUGAUCCUCUGCGCAGGAGCCGUGGGAUCAGCGAAACUGCUGCUGCUUUCUGGCAUUGGGCUGCAAAAAGAGCUUAACAGGCACAAGAUAAAUGUUGUGCACGAGCUACCUGUGGGAGAAGGACUCCAAGACCAUGUGAUAUUCUUGGGCAUGGUGGUCACCACAACUACUGAUCUCAUUGGACUGUCACAUAUGAAUCAAAGUGUUGCACAGUAUAUGUAUAAUCGCACGGCCUUCGUCAUGUUCGUGACGCGGUGA
Dermacentor silvarum is the source of this 596-nucleotide messenger RNA. RefSeq names its product oxygen-dependent choline dehydrogenase-like. NCBI's taxonomy places the organism in Eukaryota, Metazoa, Arthropoda, Arachnida, Ixodida, Ixodidae. Bases 168 to 596 code for a protein of 142 amino acids. Gene Ontology annotation, molecular function: flavin adenine dinucleotide binding; oxidoreductase activity, acting on CH-OH group of donors. The transcript is spliced from 5 exons. The record is from RefSeq and is a predicted model, not a curated record.